Molecule: messenger RNA, 7582 nt
Organism: Hipposideros armiger (great roundleaf bat)
Lineage: Eukaryota; Metazoa; Chordata; Mammalia; Chiroptera; Hipposideridae
Gene: USP13
Product: ubiquitin specific peptidase 13
Exons: 21
Coding region: 121-2712 (863 amino acids)
Biological process (GO): protein deubiquitination
Molecular function (GO): cysteine-type deubiquitinase activity; zinc ion binding; protein binding
Source: RefSeq, a predicted model, not a curated record
CGUGGCCCGCUCUCCCCGCCCGCUCCCGCUCGGCUCCGGUCGCCCGUGCAGCCCGCUGCCGCCGCGGGCAGACCCAGCGCUCCGGCUCGGCUCGGCUCGGCUCGGGGGCGCGCCGCGGCCAUGCAGCGCCGGGGCGCCCUGUUCGGCGUGCCGGGAGGCAGCGGCAGCAGGAAGAUGGCUGCAGGCGACAUCGGCGAGCUGUUGGUGCCCCACAUGCCCACGAUCCGCGUCCCCAGGUCCGGGGACAGGGUCUACAAGAACGAGUGCGCCUUCUCCUACGACUCGCCGAAUUCAGAAGGUGGACUCUAUGUAUGCAUGAAUACGUUUUUGGCCUUUGGAAGGGAACAUGUUGAAAGACAUUUUCGGAAAACUGGACAGAGUGUGUACAUGCACCUGAAAAGACACGUGCGAGAGAAGGUAAAAGGGGCAUCUGGUGGAGCUUUACCAAAAAGGAGGAAUUCCAAGAUGUUUUUAGAUCUAGAUACUGAUGACGAUUUAAAUAGCGACGAUUAUGAAUAUGAAGAUGAAGCCAAACUUGUUAUAUUCCCAGACCACUAUGAAAUAGCACUGCCCAAUAUUGAGGAGUUACCUGCCCUGGUAACAAUUGCUUGUGAUGCAGUUCUUAACUCAAAAUCCCCAUACAGAAAGCAGGACCCAGACACAUGGGAAAAUGAAUUGCCGGUGUCCAAGCAUGCCAGUAACCUCACCCAGCUGGACAAUGGAGUCAGGAUCCCUCCAAGUGGCUGGAAGUGUGCCAGGUGUGACCUGCGGGAAAACCUCUGGCUGAACCUGACCGAUGGCUCUGUGCUGUGUGGGAAGUGGUUCUUUGACAGCUCCGGAGGCAAUGGGCACGCACUGGAGCAUUACAGAGACAUGGGCUACCCUCUAGCCGUGAAACUGGGAACCAUCACUCCUGACGGGGCAGAUGUUUAUUCUUUUCAAGAAGAGGAACCUGUUUUGGAUCCUCAUUUGGCCAAGCACCUAGCACAUUUUGGAAUUGACAUGCUUCAUAUGCAUGGGACAGAGAACGGGCUCCGGGACAAUGACAUCAAGCCACGAGUCAGCGAGUGGGAAGUGAUCCAGGAGACGGGGACGAAGCUGAAGCCCAUGUAUGGCCCAGGGUACACGGGCCUGAAGAACCUGGGCAACAGCUGCUAUCUCAGCUCCGUCAUGCAGGCCAUCUUCAGCAUCCCGGAAUUCCAGAGAGCGUAUGUAGGAAAUCUUCCAAGAAUAUUUGACUACUCUCCUUUAGAUCCAACACAAGAUUUCAACACACAGAUGACUAAGUUAGGACAUGGACUUCUCUCAGGCCAGUAUUCAAAGCCUCCAGUGAAAUCGGAACUCAUUGAACAGGUGAUGAAGGAGGAACAUAAGCCUCAACAGAAUGGGAUCUCUCCACGCAUGUUUAAGGCCUUUGUAAGCAAAAGUCAUCCGGAGUUCUCCUCCAAUAGACAGCAGGAUGCCCAGGAGUUUUUCUUACACUUGGUGAAUCUAGUAGAGAGGAACCGCAUUGGCUCAGAAAACCCCAGUGAUGUUUUUCGGUUUUUGGUGGAAGAACGCAUUCAGUGCUGUCAGACCCGAAAAGUCCGCUACACGGAGAGGGUGGAUUACCUGAUGCAGUUACCUGUCGCCAUGGAGGCAGCAACCAACAAAGAUGAACUGAUCGCCUAUGAACUAACAAGAAGGGAAGCAGAAGCCAACCGAAGACCCCUUCCCGAGCUGGUUCGUGCUAAGAUACCGUUUAGUGCCUGCCUUCAGGCCUUUUCUGAACCAGAAAACGUUGAUGAUUUCUGGAGCAGUGCGCUACAGGCAAAGUCUGCAGGCGUGAAAACAUCUCGCUUUGCCUCAUUCCCUGAGUACUUGGUAGUACAGAUAAAGAAGUUCACUUUUGGUCUCGACUGGGUUCCCAAAAAAUUUGAUGUUUCUGUGGACAUGCCAGAUCUUCUGGAUAUCAACCAUCUCCGAGCCAGGGGGUUACAGCCAGGAGAGGAGGAACUUCCGGACAUCAGCCCCCCCAUAGUCAUUCCUGAUGACUCUAAAGAUCGCCUGAUGAACCAGCUGAUAGACCCAUCAGACAUCGAUGAGUCGUCGGUGAUGCAGUUGGCUGAGAUGGGUUUCCCCCUGGAAGCGUGUCGGAAGGCCGUGUACUUUACUGGAAAUAUGGGAGCCGAGGUGGCCUUUAACUGGAUCAUCGUUCACAUGGAAGAGCCAGAUUUUGCCGAACCGUUGACCAUGCCUGGUUAUGGAGGAGCAGCUUCCGCUGGAGCCUCUGUUUUUGGUGCUACUGGGUUGGAUAACCAGCCUCCAGAGGAGAUUGUUGCUAUCAUUACCUCCAUGGGAUUCCAUCGAAAUCAGGCUGUUCAGGCGCUACGAGCAACGGAUAGUAACCUGGAAAGAGCACUGGAUUGGAUCUUUAGCCACCCUGAGUUUGAGGAGGACAGUGACUUUGUGAUUGAGAUGGAGAAUAACGCCAAUGCAAACAUUAUUUCUGAGGCCAAGCCUGAAGGGCCUAGAGUCAAGGAUGGAUCUGGAAUGUACGAAUUAUUUGCAUUCAUCAGUCACAUGGGAACAUCUACAAUGAGUGGCCAUUAUGUUUGCCACAUCAAAAAGGAAGGAAGAUGGGUGAUCUACAAUGACCACAAAGUUUGUGCCUCAGAAAGGCCCCCCAAAGACCUGGGAUACAUAUACUUUUACCGCAGGAUUCCAAGCUAAACCUCAGACAUACAAAUUGGCGAGAAGCCAUAUGCCUUUUUAAUUUGCCAAAAAGAAAGAAAAAAAAAAGGGGGAGAAGUUGGGACAGCCAGACAUGAAGGAAUAUAUAGGGUAUUUAUAGUUUAUUUAAAGAACAUCAUUUGACGCCUUCUGAAAUAGAACUGGGAAGAAAUUUCUAUUAGUGAAGAUACACUACUGUAGAUAGUUUUUCUUUUUAUAAAUGUUCAAGGAGAGGAUGAUUUAACAACAACAAAAAAGUAUUCCUAUCUCUGGUGGGGGAUCUGCACUGGCAUGGUUCAUCAAAAGCAGGAAUGUGCCACCAGCCCUCUAUUUUGCUUUGGGGAUCAGUGGUGUGGCAUCCCCCACAAUAAAUGAAAAGCCCACUUUUUGUUUCAUAUCGAAAACCAGUCACUGGGUUGGGCUUUAUCUGUGACAUAAUUUUUUCAUUAUACACAAUAAUUUCUGACCUAUCCAUGUACAAUAGAUUAGAGCAUUUGCUCUAUCUAAAAUGGAAGAUAUUUUUAAUUUAAUCAUAUCAAAAUUCAGAAUACGAUUGUGCGAAUGUGUGUGAGAAUGAGACUGAGCGUGUUGAGACCUUUAUAAGUUAAUGAGGAAAUCUGUGAUGGGUUGGUUUUUAGAGGUUAAGACAGUCAGCAUUAAGCAUAGCUAGAAAAAGCAAGUAAAUAUUUUAAAGAACCUAUAACUCAGGAAGUGUUUAAGGAAUUAGUUCCUCACUUAGAUUUCCAGGCGUAAAAAGGGCUGAGUUGUCCCUUUAAGUGCUGUCAAGAAUUCACUUGGGCUUGUGACGUUUGGUGGUGUAACGCCAGAUGCCCACCGCUGCACAAUAUUAUUCUUUGCCAAAGGUAGAUGAAUUCUGUUUCUCAGCAACCCUUUCCCCUAAGGUAUAGUGUGUAUUUUUAGUUAAAAUAGCUGAUAGCUUCUUAACAUAACACAUGAAAAUUUAUUGGAAUCGUGUUUGGUGCCCCAAAUUUGUCUGUAAUUUUCUCAUCCCUGAGCUCUCUGCCUGUCUCCACUUCUACAUUUUCUGGGGCCAGAGUAUCAUCUCUGCCCUUUUUUUGGCCAGUCGUCUUCUGACUUGCCUUCUUCACUGCUUAUCUGCUGCGACCAGCAAUGUGAUCUUGGGCACUUUAAGGGUUUCAGAUGCAAAGACAUUUCAUAUGACAUUAUGAAAGACCAUCAUUUCCAUUUGGUAUUUCAGCAUUUCAGCUGCAACCUGGAAUUAGAUCAGAGUUUCAAAUGUGAUGAAAAAGUGGAAUGUUAGUGCUCUCUCUAGACGUUUCCUACUGCUCUGUACCAACUCUGGAGUUUCUAUUUCAGAUUAUUCAGUCAAAUGAAAAAGGAUUUGCUGCUGUCUGCUUACCAUGCGUUUGAUUGGUAGAAGGGGUCUUUCUAGAAACUGUAGGAAAAUAAUGUAGAACCAGUUGGGUGCAAUACAGCACAGAUGACGGAGUAUACAUGGCGAAUUGUGAACAAUCAGGAUUCUGGUUACGAUGGAGCCUGUCUCCCAGAUCAGUGAUAACAGUGUGAGUGAGGGAUGUGGAGCCCGAGGCUGCAGCCCAGAGAGCUGGGCGCUUCUCCUACCCGGGCAAGUCCCUCAUCCUCCCUGUGCCUCACUUUCCUUGUCUGCACAAUGGUGUGACGACACCUGCUCUCUCUUUCCCUCUGUGCUUUGAGGACACGGUGACAUUUGAUACGAUGAACCUUUAAAGAGUAGCAGGCGGUGUGCCAUGGUGGGUCCUAGUAGAGUGCUCCCUCCUGUCUCUCAUCUGAUGUUUUCAGUUUGGGAACAAAUGAGAUUGGCAUAAGGAGGGAGCUCAUGGUGCAGUAAUUCUCUACUAAACUCUGCCCACUGGUGUCACCUUUUAAUGCUGACUCGGACAUCUUGAAGCAGCCCCACUCUGUUAUUACACGAGUCCCUGAUUCCUGUAGAAAUCCCCACGCUGAGCAGCCUUACAAAACCUAGUCUCAUUAGGGCUGAGUGAGUAUCACAGAAUAAUGACUCUCAACACACAUCAAAAAUGACUGGUUUUCAGUGCUAUCACAAAGCGAAGGCCUUUUUUGGGAGGGUAGGGGGUGAUCGGGGAUUUGGAUUGAAAUGGCACAAAGAUAGCAUGUGUAUUUUGAACAAAAUAAAAAUUUUAUAAUAAAACCUUACAAAAUGAAUGGUGUAAAAUCAGUAUAGGAGAGUAUAGGCUAUACAAUAUUUAAUUAAGUAGAAAAAUAAGUUUAGCCCUUUUGAUGCCUAAACAUAUUGUAAAAAAGUGUAAUAUGGCCACCUUUUUUUUUUUUUUCUGCCUCACAAAACAAAGGGCUAUUUCUAUAAGGCAAAGUUUUGUAUAUGUGCUAUUCUUUAUUUCAGGUGGAGAACUGGGGAAAAACUGGAUCAAAUGAUGAGUUUCUUUCUUGCUUAAAAAUGUAUUUAUAUGUUUUCCUUAAUAUAUACAAACAAGGCAGGUUUCCCUGGAAUAAAAGUCUGGAACACACUGCUUAAUUUUACGUGCAUAUGUGGAUGAGAUUAUUUAUGACUCAGUACUAGAAUAAUGUGUGGAUUUUGGUCAACUGAUUAUCAGCCUGUUAGGAGUCCUCUGUGUGAGGCUUGGUGGUAUCAUUGUGAAAUUCUUACUGGGUGUGGGUGUAUGUGUGAAAGAGAGCACCUUUUCCUGUAAAUAUCUUUUGAUAUCCAUUUGUGUAAAAUCCCAAUGAAUGUGUCUUUGGAAAAUAUAAUGUAUCAAAGUUUUUAUUUUGUCAGUUGACUUAAAUGCCCAUAUAACUAAUCAGAAAUCCAGUUUGGUUCAAAUUGGGAUUUUUUUUUUAAGGGGAAAAAUGUAUGCAGAAAGGACUAUUGGAAGAAUCAUGUUUUAAUGCCAUUUUACAUCAAUAUUGCUUCAAUAUUUUGAAUUGACUUGGCUGUUUUCCCCCACCUACAAGAGAAUGUGCCUGCCAUUCCCCUGUGCUCACUUUGGGCUGCAGGAAGUCCAGUGUGAGCAGCUUGAGCCUGGGACUCCCAGCAUCCUUUAGUCCCUUGACCUGAACUGGACGGAGCCUCACUUGGUGAGAGCCAGAUGCAGUACAUGGUGAGAGCAUCUGGCUUUGCAGCCUGACUCCACCUCUAAGUGUGAUGGGGCUGAGUCUCUUUACCUCUCUGGGCCUUUUCCUUUAAAAAGAGUGGGUUAGACCAGAUAAGCUCUGAAGUCCCUUCCUGUACUAACAGUGGAUUCUUUUUUUAUUUUCCUAUGGUUACCACUGGUGUCAGACAUGUGAGAUGUGAGGGAUCACACAGAGGUUAGAUGUUAUGGCUUUUAUUUGUUACAGCUCAUAUACCCCAGUUUAGAACCUGUCUCAUUUUUAGUGUCCCCACCCUAACUUCUGUUCAGACUUUCUUGGGAAAAUUACCUUCUUUGGUAAUGACCACAUUUUCCCCCUCACUCUUGAAACUCUCCACUUCCCAGUCCAUUCCCCUCAAAAAACAAACAAAAAACAAUCCAUUUAAAAUGUGGCCCUGCGCUGAUAAAUCUCUGAACUACCUUCAGGUAAGUCUGUCACAUUUAUAGAACAUUUUCUUAUUCUAGCUCAGUUCUAGCUAUGAUCCCCAAAUAAGUGCUGAGUUAGUUGUCUAUCACAGAAAGAUGUCUUUUCAUCUUGUAGGCAAUCACACUUGCUAAAUCACAUAGUCUGUGGGGAGGUGGCAGGUGACGACGCGCAGAACCAGGGGAUAGGGUUAGAUAAAAUGGGAUUCCAUCCUUUACCUUAGGUCUGAAAUCCUUGGUUACAGAACAAGGUUCUGUACUCUUAAGUCAGUGUGUAAGAUCACCUACACCGUGCCACGGAGAUUCCCUACUCAGUAAAUCACCCUGAGUUUGCAUUACGAGUCUCUAGACCUGCGCUCUUCAGUGCAGUAGUCAAUAGCCACAUGUGACUAGUGACCUUUUGAAAUCUGGCUUGUCCAAAUCAAGAUUGUGCUGUGCACAUAAAAUACAGAACAGAUUUUGAAGCCCUGGUACCAAAAAGAAUGUAAAAUAUUUCAUCAACGUUGAUUAUAUUGAUUCCAUGUUGAAAUUGCAGCGUUUUAGAUGUAGUAAAUAAUAAGAUCCUACUAAAAUUUCGCUUAUUCCUUUUUUUCUUUUUUUAGUAUGCCUACCAAAAAAGUUAAAAUUAGACAAGUGGCUCUCAUUGUACUUCUAUGGGGCAGGGCUUCUCCAGCCUUAGACGCUGUGGGGUUGGCAGCAAAAUGCCUUAGGUAUGGAAGGUAAUUCUCUGAACCAUCUAAGUAGAAGCCACACAAAAUUUUUGCUAGAAUCGGGCGCACUGUGAGGCGUGGACUGCCUCGCAGAAAGCAGAAGGUGUUUCUAUGUAGAAAACCAUUAGAUAUGAGACCCAAGUUAAAAGAUAAAAGUAAAGAAGCCCCAAAUUCUGUAUCUUCAGCUUUUCCUAGAAACUAGUAACUUUGUGCUUAUUUUUCAAGCCACUUCCAGCCGCCAAGGAUGUUAGCUACGUGAGGGUGUGGGCCUAUUUGUUCACUUUAGGCAACAUUCUCUUGUGGUUUCCCCUCCCCAGGUCUUGUUCAGCCUGUUCAGAGCCUGUUGUGUUGAAAUACUGUGCAAAUCUUGCCGCUCCAAUCGCACCGCUCCUCUUGGCCUCAGCAGAGGCUGCGCCUGGCACCUGCGCCUACCUGCCCAGCAGGUGUUGAUGUUGGCUCCUGAAAGAGUUUGUACUCAUUUUAUUUUGCACUAGUCACAUUUGUUGUUUAAAAUAUCUCAGAUGUUUUGGGAGCGUAUUUGCCUGUGAUGGAAAGAGAGAUGGAUGAUUUAUUGCUUCAAUUGUUUUAAAAUUAAAAGCUAUUCUCACAAUC